Molecule: messenger RNA, 6675 nt
Organism: Coregonus sp. 'balchen'
Lineage: Eukaryota; Metazoa; Chordata; Actinopteri; Salmoniformes; Salmonidae
Source: the annotation of a GenBank genome assembly
AUGUGUUCUAUAUUCAUCCAACUUUCCCAAUUUGGUUCUAUUCCUCCUCUCCUCUCCUCUCCUCUCCUCUCCUCUCCUCUCCUCUCCUCUCCUCUCCUCUCCUCUCCCUCUCCUCUCCUCUCCUCUCCUCUCCUCUCUCCUCCUCUCCUCUCCUCUCCUCUCCUCAUCCUCUCCUCUCCUCCCCUCCCCUCCCCUCCCCCUCUCCUCUCCUCUCCUCUCCCUCUCCCCCCCCCCUCCUCUCCCGCCCCUCCUCUCCUCCUCUCCCAAAUAAACCAUCACCCCCCUAACCCAUUCUCCCCUCCCUAUCAGAUCCAGCUCAUCGUGGAUGAGUACAAGGCAGCCAACCUGGCCAUCUCCCGUCAGUGUGGUCUGAUCAGUGAGCUGCUGCUUGUGCGUGUGGAUGGGAAGACAGUGUACAGGGACCUGGAGUUUGAGGGGGACCAGCAGGCCCACCAGCAAGCCCAGCUUCAGAGGCUCCACUCAGCACACCAGGCCAUUGUAGCCAUCAUGUCCCGGGUCUACGAGACCUUCCGCACAGACGGACCAGAGGUGUGUGUGGUGUAGUGACGCGCGGGUUGAAUCAUAGCACGCAGUCUCUGCGGUUAUAUCCGCGGGGCUGGCGGGUUAAGGGUCAUUAAAUAUUGUGUGGGGGAAGGGCGGGUUGAAUAAAGAGAAAACAAUACUUAUUUUUUUAAAUAAAUGUAUCAUUCAUGUGCAGUUUAUAUCUAUAGGCUACAUUGAGGUUUUUCUUUCAUUAUUUUAGGCUAUCUGGCAUUAGUGCGUAAGCUUAAGGUUUAGGGCCUAACUGUACGCACUCUAAAUAGCCUACAGCCAAUCGCCAAAUGCUUUUGGGAACGGGCAGAAAAAGUUAACAUCGAUCCACGGAGGCAAAAAGGACAAUGUCAGAGUUUAAUUCAAUAAGAGAAAAGCUGUGAAAUGAAGAGUUCAAAAUAAAGAUGUUUGGGAAAGAUUUGGUGAAGUGGUAAAAGAGGAUGAUAGCAGUGCCGGCUUAUGUUAUGUGUGAUGAUUGUGAGGCGCUAUACAAAUUCAACAGUCGCAAGACAGGGUCUUCAAAUAGGCCUAUGGCACGUCAAGGGAACUGUAGCCUACUGUUCAGAUGGGUUAAAUGGAAACUGCAAUUUGGACACUGACUGUAGGUCUAUAACCUCUCACAUAGCCUUAAUAUUAACUCCUGCAGAAUUAAGCAUUUCUUGCAGUAAAAUUAUACACCAAAUAUAGACCACAUUUUGACUCGGGAACAGGAGUGGAGAAGUAUGAUUGAAUUCUUUCAGCAUCUAGAGAGAAUUCAAAUGCACAGUUAGAUACUGUCUGUAGAGGUGCUAUCAGCGUCAUAAAAGCUGAUUGUAUUUCAACCACAUAAAAUAUGCAUCCAAGCAGAACUGAAAUCUUAUCAGAAACAUGUUGGGUUGUUUUCACAGCUUUCUAUUUCCCUAAUACCAGUCAGAAAAUCUUUCAAUUCUUUGGGGGGUUUUUGGGGGUUUUUUUGGGUUUUUUUUUCUUUUUUUUCUUCUGUCAUAUAAUGACAGAAGAGAAGCUGCAUGUAUCUAAUUAUAGACAAGUUGACUAACAGAUAGCCUACUGAAAUUAUAAGCAGAAACAUCUCAAUCAGGCAAAAAAAAGCCUGCACCCCCUGUCAAAAAAUACACUGCUCAGAAAAAUUAAGGGAACACUAAAAUAACACAUCCUAGAUCUGAAUGAAUGAAAUAAUCUUAUUAAAUACUUUUUUCUUUACAUAGUUGAAUGUGCUGACAACAAAAUCACACAAAAAUGAUCAAUGGAAAUCAAAUGUAUCAACCCAUGGAGGUCUGGAUUUGGAGUCACCCUCAAAAUUAAAGUGGAAAACCACACUACAGGCUUAUCCAACUUUGAUGUAAUGUCUUUAAAACAAGUCAGAAUGAGGCUCAGUAGUGUGUGUGGCCUCCACGUGCCUGUAUAACCUCCCUACAACGCCUGGGCAUGCUCCUGAUGAGGUGGCGGAUGGUCUCCUGAGGGAUCUCCUCCCAGACCUGGACUAAAGCAUCCGCCAACUCCUGGACAGUCUGUGGUGCAACGUGGCGUUGGUGGAUGGAGCGAGACAUGAUGUCCCAGAUGUGCUCAAUUGGAUUCAGGUCUGGGGAAUGGGCGGGCCAGUCCAUAGCAUCAAUGCCUUCCUCUUGCAGGAACUGCUGACACACUCCAGCCACAUGAGGUCUAGCAUUGUCUUGCAUUAGGAGGAACCCAGGGCCAACCGCACCAGCAUAUGGUCUCACAAGGGGUCUGAGGUACCUAAUGGCAGUCAGGCUACCUCUGGCGAGCACAUGGAGGGCUGUGCGGCCCCCCAAAGAAAUGCCACCACACACCAUGACUGACCCACCGCCAAACCGGUCAUGCUAGAGGAUGUUGCAGGCAGCAGAACGUUCUCCACGGCGUCUCCAGACAUUUUACAUUUAAAUUUUUAGUCAUUUAGCAGACGCUCCUAUCCAGAACGACUUACAGGAGCAAUUAGGGUUAAGUGCCUUGCUCAAGGGCACAUCGACAGAUUUUUCAUCUAGUCGGCUCAGGGAUUAGAACCAGCAACCUUUCGGUUACUGGCACUACGCUCUUAACCACUAAGAUACCUGCCUUCCAGACUCUGUCACGUCUGUCACAUGUGCUCAGUGUGAACCUGCUUUCAUCUGUGAAGAGCACAGGGCGCCAGUGGCGAAUUUGCCAAACUUGGUGUUCUCUGGCAAAUGCCAAACGUCCUGCACGGUGUUGGGCUGUAAGCCCAAUCCCCACCUGUGGACGUCGGGCCCUCAUACCACCCUCAUGGAGUCUGUUUCUGACCGUUUGAGCAGACACAUGCACAUUUGUGGCCUGCUGGAGGUCAUUUUGCAGGGCUCUGGCAGUGCUCCUCCUGCUCCUCCUUGCACAAAGGCGGAGGUAGCGGUCCUGCUGCUGGGUUGUUGCCCUCCUACGGCCUCCUCCAUGUCUCCUGAUGUACUGGCCUGUCUCCUGGUAGCGCCUCCAUGCUCUGGACACUACGCUGACAGACACAGCAAACCUUCUUGCCACAGCUCGCAUUGAUGUGCCAUCCUGGAUGAGCUGCACUACCUGAGCCACUUGUGUGGGUUGUAGACUCCGUCUCAUGCUACCACUAGAGUGAAAGCACCGCCAGCAUUCAAAAGUGACCAAAACAUCAGCCAGCAAGCAUAGGAACUGAGAAGUGGUCUGUGGUCACCACCUGCAGAACCACUCCUUUAUUGGGGGUGUCUUGCUAAUUGCCUAUAAUUUCCACCUGUUGUCUAUUCCAUUUGCACAACAGCAUGUGAAAUUUAUUGUCAAUCAGUGUUGCUUCCUAAGUGGACAGUUUGAUUUCACAGAAGUGUGAUUGACUUGGAGUUACAUUGUGUUGUUUAAGUGUUCCCUUUAUUUUUUUGAGCAGUGUAUAUGGUAACCUUCUGUGAUUUGAUUUGUACUCACAAAGUGGCUAGCAAGAUAAUAUUAUGGGGUAAUUUCAUUUUUGAAAAUGAAAACUGUCCAUCUAGAAAAUCACUUCAUUUAGAACUUCACCUGUGGAACAAAUUACCAAUAGAUGAGAUUAAGUGGUUGAGUGAAUUCAUGAUGGACAGAUAAUAGUAGGUGUGUGUAUGUGGGGAUUUGUGUGCUUGCGCGCGCGUGUGUGUGUGUGUGUGUGUGGUGCUUGUGUGUGUGUCUCAGGUCCAGCAGCACUGGGUUGUGUACACAGAGAAGAUGGACAGCAUGGUGGAGGAGGCUCUCCGUCUCAACGUCAAGUGGUCCCUACAGGAGCUGUCCAAGGCCAUCAACGGAGACAGCAAGACCUCCCCCAACCCCCUCUUCAGGGUGCAGGUGGUGCUACGCCAGGAAGCCCCUGGGGCCACCUCACAGGUAGAGGGACACACAAAUUCACACACACACACGAUUCAUGAAAAUACACAAACAGAGAAACACACACAAUCACUCAAUCAUACACACACACACACACACAGUUUUUUUACACUCAUGCAUAAGCAUUGCAGAUUGUAAUAGACUUCAAGGCAAUUCUCAACACAUAUAUUUUGUUUACACUCUUAACAGAGAUUCUAGCAAGAUUCCUACGCGUACUAACCCCCCCCCAGACAAGAGUCUUAUAUUUUAAAGCAGAACAACGUCAUCCAUUCUCAGUGUAAGAUGUCAUAUGAUUUUGUAGCAUUUCCAAGGUUUGAGUCGCACUAAAUAGUCGGCACUAUUUAGAAUACAAUGGAAGAGAACAUAUUUUGUCCUUGUCUAGCAAACGCAGAGCUCUACGCAGUGCAGGUUGUUUUACAUAUGAAGAUAGCAUUAUAAAUCAAAACAGGACACCAAGACUCUCCCUCUCCCUCUCCCUCUCUCUCACUCUUUAUAAAUCAGCCGUGCCAUAUGAUUUAUGCUUUAUGUAUGUAAAAUAUCUGCAUCAUUGAUAGGCUAGGAUUCUUUAUACAGGAGGAUUAAUUUAUGUUAUUACAAAUUAAACGUAUUAGAAAUGAAAUUAUAGCAAGAGAGCUCGUUAGGUCUUUAAGCCUAGAGGCAAAAAGUAUUGAUUGCUGCAAUGGUGUAAGUAGUAAUGGUUUGUGUGUGUGUGUGUGUGUUUUUUUGUGUGUGUGUGUGUCCAACAGGUGGAGUUCUCCCCCACUCUACAGAAACUGGCUCAGAUUGUGAACAACAUCAGUUCUCAGCUGAUCAGCACCAUCUCUGUGUUCAAACGCCUCCCGGACCUCCUCACACGCAGACGCUCACAGAGGAAACCUGUACCCUGCAUCAUAGGUAACACACACACACACACACACACACACACACACACACACACACACACACACACACACACACACACACACACACACACACACAGACAUAGGUUAGAGACCCCUCUCACCUCACUGUUCCACGUCUCACGCGUCCUCCUCCUCGACCCAUCCUUAUGUUCAGUUCUCUUUAUUGUCGCUUCUGACCCCUCACCCUUCCUCACCUCACCCCAUCCAUCUUUCAUUUUUCACUCCUUCUCUUUAUCCAGAUCAUUUAAUCUCUUCAUCCUCAUCUCCCAUCCCCCUUUACUUACUCACCUUACGUACCUCUCAUAUUCCAUCCCCCUCACUCCAUCCUCACCCCUCACUCCAUCCCCCUCACUCCAUCCUCACCCCUCACUCCAUCCCCCUCACUCCAUCCUCACCCCUCACUCCACCCCCCCCCUCACUCCCCCUCACCCCCUCACUCCAUCCCCCUCCAUCCUCCCCCUCACUCCAUCCCCCUCACUCCAUCCCACCCCUCACUCCAUCCCCCUCACUCCAUCCCCUCCUCACCCCCCUCACUCCAUCUCACCCCUCACUCAUCCCCUCCAUCCUCACCCCUCACUCCAUCCCUCCCUCCUCACCCCUCACUCCACCCCUCACCUCCAUCCCCCUCACUCCAUCCUCACCCCUCACUCCAUCCCUCAUCCCCUCACUCCAUCCUCACCUCCUCACUCUCAUCCCCCUCACAUUCAUCCUCAACCCCUCACUCUCACUCCCCCGUCACAUUCAUCCUCACCCCUCUCUCAACCCUCACGCCAUCUCCCCUACCAUACCCCCACUCCUCCUCACCAUCCUCCCUCCUCCUGCUCUCCUCUCAACCCUACUAUCUCCUCAUCCAUCUCAUCCCUCGCUUUCUUCAUCCUCUCCUCCUCAUCCCCAUUUUACAGCCUCCCCUGUCAGCUGUCUCCUGGUUUGAUUGACAGCAGGUCGUCCACAUGGAGUAUCUAGGCUUUGGCUUUAAUCAAACAGUCAGGAGAUGGUGGACUGGAGCAGGCCAGAGGUAGCCCCUCUCCAUAGCUCUGAGUGUGUGUGUUUGUCCAGCCAUAUCCCAUCGAGGGGGAAUGCUCGUACAGCUACUGCUGUUAGCUGCUGAACCCCAAUCAACAUAGUCUAGUUGAUCCCUAGUGACACGCGCCAGGCUGUAAAACAUGUCCACUCAUGAAAAGCCUUUUUUAACAAGUGUAAGUGCCUGUUACAAUGUGUCAAAGGUGCGUCAACUCACUGUAUUUAACAACGAAUGUGUGGAAGCAUGCACUAUGUAGUCGAGUGUACAGUUACUGUAUGUAUCUACCAUAUGGUGAGCUUGUGGUAGAAGGUGCCUUUAUCCACAGAUCUCAGAUCAGGUUGACAUACUCCAAGUUGUAACCAUAACCAUCUUUAUUGAUUUAUCCAGGCUUGUCUCAUUGAGAUAAACAUAUAUUUGGCAAGAGAGAGGAUGGACUGAAUUUAAAGAAUAAAAAAUUAAUAUCUGUAUCAGUUAGGGGCUUCUACUUACUCCAUAUAGUAAUAUCUUUGGAAUCCCCUCUCUCUCUCUCUCCCUCCCCCCAGAGCAGGAUAAGGACAUUUCAAUAUGCUCCUCUAUAAAUAUAAUGUGCUUUGGCCUGUUUUACAUGAUGAUUCCUCUUUUUCUCCUUCUCUAACCCCAGAACAAGAUGAGGAGAUCGGUAAGAUUCAGGCAGCGGUAGCAGCAGGAAUGACGGCCAACGCAGGCCACCUGCAGGCUUACCUGAAGACCUGGGACAAACACAGAGAGAUCUGGGAGAUCAACAAGGACCCCUUCAUCAGGAGAUACCAGCGCCUCAACCCCCCCGUGUCCUCCUUCGACGCCGACAUCGCCAGGUUUGACCCUCUAACAGCUAGGGAGGGGAAG